AUGACGGCACAUGAGGAAUCGUGGGACCUCGACACCGAUGAGAUUCGCUCCGUCGACUCUGAAGAGCUUUAUGAGACCAGACCCAACCGCUGGAAGGGCAACAAGGCGACAUGGAACACCUACACGCAGGAGGAGCGACUCCUCCAUCGCUCCAUGGAGAAACUCCGGAAUCGCGACUUAUCGGUGCACCUGUAUAACGCAUUCGCGCUCCGGAACCGUGCAGUACGCCCCAGCGCCGCGGGACAGCCUGAGGAAGCGGACACUGAUAGACCGCUGGAAGAAAUCGUCGACAGCGGCGAAUGGCGCCCGCCGAAUCUAUGGACGGCGUGGCCCAUGAACUCGCGCAUCGUGCCGGGCGACGACUUUCUAAAGGAAACUCACGAUGAGGACGACGAAUUCACCACGCGCUCCAGGAACGAACAGCUCCCCAGCACAGCGUUAGAAGAGGAAUUGACGGCUACGAUUUUACGCCAGGCGAAAGAGCGGUUUCUUCGCCGGCAGCGCAAGGCUCGAGAGCGAGAGGAAGCUGCGAGGACGCGGGACGAAUCCGCCAACGAGAGGGCGGCGGCGUCUUCCAUGUCUGCGCACUCAUCCGCGGUCUCUGACGAAGACGACGAAGACGAAGAAGGGAACACGCCUCCGCCAUCAGGACAAGGCGCGCAAGCGGCGGGGACGUCCGACGUAGAGGUCGAAAGGCCGAAGCGCAGCAAGACGUACGAACCAGUCGUCUCCGCCAACGACGAGCUCUCUGCCGACCUCCUCCGCCCUUCGGUCCGUCAUAUCCUAUCUACCUUGGACGACACCCUCACGGCUCUCCACAACGCCCGCCUCGCGGGCCUAAGCUACAUGACCGACUCGUCCGCCUCCGCGACCGACGUGGAGGACGACAACGCCUCGGACGCAGCUAGCGUCUCGUCCGCGGCGUCACGAGCGAGCUCAUCGGCGUCGAAGCGUAAGAAGAAGGGUCGGCCGCGGAGCAAGGCGCCCAGAACCCCGGAGCCCGAGUGGACGAGGGCGCUCGAGAGGAGAGGGCGACCGAAGAAGGUGGCGGUCCCGCUGCCGGGAGAGACGGAGAAGGAGAUGAAGAUCCGGAUUGCGAGGGCGUCGAAGAAGAGGAUCCCGUUCUCGUCGGACGAGGAGGACGCAGCUGCUGCUGCUGAGACGGAAGGGGAGGAUGCCGUCGUGAAGAAGGAUGAAGAGGGAUCGGGGGUGGAGACGUCGAGGUCGAGGCCGCCGAGGAAGAGGCGUGAUUUGCCGGCCGAGGCGCGGGCUGAGGCCAAGAUCAAGGCGCGGGAGACGAUGCUUGGGAAUUGGGGGCUGCGGGACUGGAGCGAUGUCGUUGGCGCGGCGUCGCUUUCUGGCUUCAAGCCUGAUGUUGUCGCGAGGGCGGCGCAGCGGUGUGCUGAUCUGUUCGGGCAGGGGAUGGAGAUGCGGACUCUGUUCGAGGGGCCCGCGACGAAAGGGCCGAAGCCGCAGACGACGCGGUACGUCCCCGGUGGAGGCAGCAGCAGCAACCGUCGUGGCGGUGGUGGUGCUACUGCCCCGUACGCGGGGGCGUCCAGCUCAGAAGACUCGGAGAAGGAGAGGCCCGUCGUGAAGGCACGGCGUUUCGGGGCGGCAUCUUCUCGACAGAAUAGUCUGGCGCGCGACAGUAUCCCACCCAGCGACUCUGACGCCACGGGACGAGGACGGAGCACGACGGCAGCGGCGGCAGCGAGACGAUCGCGGAGCGCAUGCCGCGCGUCGUCUGUGGGGUUCUUCUACUGUCCCGUAUCGGGCUGCGAGCGCUCGCUGGAAGGGUUCGGGCGGAGGGCGAAUCUGCAGCGGCACGUGGCGACGAUGCAUCCGGGCCGGGUAGGAGAUGCUUUGGGCGGCAGUGGCGGCGGGGGGAGCGACCGCUUCGACGUGGAGAGCGAGGACGAGAUGGCGGGUGCUGUGCACGUUGACGGGUUCAUGAGGCCUAUUCGGGCGAGGAAGGGGUGGAGGGCCGAGGAUACGGGGAAGAGGAAGCGGAAGAGGCAUUAUCGGGGGCGGAAGAGGGAUGAGAGCGAUGGUGGGAGUGAGAUUGGGGAGGCUGUGUUGGAUUCUACGUAA
Molecule: messenger RNA, 2094 nt
Organism: Colletotrichum costaricense
Lineage: Eukaryota; Fungi; Ascomycota; Sordariomycetes; Glomerellales; Glomerellaceae
Product: RNA polymerase I specific transcription initiation factor
Exons: 2
Coding region: 1-2094 (697 amino acids)
Source: RefSeq, a predicted model, not a curated record